This is a messenger RNA of Entamoeba dispar SAW760, 1194 nucleotides long. Its product is annotated as queuine tRNA-ribosyltransferase, putative. The transcript has a single exon. The record is from RefSeq and is a predicted model, not a curated record. Gene Ontology annotation, molecular function: tRNA-guanosine(34) queuine transglycosylase activity. Gene Ontology annotation, cellular component: cytosol. Bases 1 to 1194 code for a protein of 397 amino acids. Lineage: Eukaryota; Evosea; Mastigamoebida; Endamoebidae.
AUGAGUGCUCUUUCAUUGCGUAUUAAUGCAAAAGAUGGACGAGCACGGCAGUGCACGUUGACACUUCCUCAUGGAGAAGUGGAAACUCCAGUAUUUAUGCCAGUAGGGACAAAAGCAAGUGUAAAAUCAUUAACAUAUGAACAAGUAAAAGAAAUGGGAUGUCAAAUAUUAUUAGCAAACACUUAUCACAUGUUUCUUCAUCCAGGAGUUGAUGUACUAAAGAAAGCUGGAGGGUUACAUCAAUUUGCUAAAUGGGAUGGAAAUAUAUUAACAGACUCUGGAGGAUUUCAAAUGGUAUCAUUAUCUGACACAAUGACAGUCAAUGAACAAGGAGUUAUUUUCCAAUCAAUUGUAGAUCAUAAACCAAUCAAUUUACCACCUGAAGAAUCUAUUCAUAUACAACAAGCAAUAGGGUCAGAUAUUAUGAUGCAAUUAGAUGAUGUAGUUUCUUCAUUAACAACUGGCCCUAGAGUAGAAGAGGCAAUGGAAAGAAGUGUAAGAUGGUUAGCACGAUGUAAAAAUGAAUAUCUUAAAACAAAAGAAAAACAAAAUUUAUUUGGUAUUAUUCAAGGAGGACUUCAACAAAAUUUAAGAGAACGAUGUCUUGAAGGUAUGGUUAAAGUAGAUACUCCAGGAUAUGCUAUUGGUGGAUUAUCUGGAGGAGAAGCAAAAGAUGAUUUUUGGAGGAUGGUUGAUAUUUCUGCACAAGGAUUACCAGAAAAUAAACCAAGAUAUCUUAUGGGAGUUGGGUAUCCAGUUGAAAUGUUAUUAUGUGUAUUAUUUGGAGUUGAUAUGUUUGAUUGUGUUUAUCCAACAAGAACUGCAAGAUUUGGAACAGCAUUUAGUGAUGAUGGAUUAGUAACAUUAAAGAUUAAUAAAUAUAAAGAUGAUUUUAAUGUUAUUGAUGAAUCAUGUGAUUGUUUAUGUUGUAAAAAAGGAAAUGGAUUAACAAAAUCAGCUCUUCAUUUUAUGUUCACAAAUGGAGCUAUUGAUGGUACACCAGUAGCACAAUAUUUAACUCACCACAACAUAUCAUAUCUCUUUAAUUUAAUGAGGAAGUAUAGAGUGGCAAUUAGAGAAGGUAAAUCAAAAAUAUUUGCUCGUGAUUAUAUUAUUAGAUUUUAUGGAGGAAAAGAGCAUGUUCCCCAAUGGAUUAUUGAUGCAUUAACAAAAGCUGAUGUAGAGUUUGAAUAA